AGCAUGUCGGUCAGCGUGCACGAGACCCGCAAGUCGCGGGGCAGCGCGGGCUGCAUGAACGUCACCCUCUUCCACAAGGCCUCGCACCCCGACUGCGUGCUGGCUCACCUCAACACGCUGCGCCAGCACCGCAUGUUCACCGACGUGACGCUGUGGGCCGGCGACCGCGCCUUCCCCUGCCACCGCGCCGUGCUGGCCGCCUCCAGCCGCUACUUCGAGGCCAUGUUCAGCCACGGGCUGCGGGAGAGCCAGGACGACACGGUCAACUUCCAGGACAACCUGCACCCCGAGGUGCUGGAGCUGCUGCUGGACUUCGCCUACUCCUCCCGCAUCGCCAUCAACGAGGAGAACGCGGAGUCGCUGCUGGAGGCCGGCGACAUGCUGCAGUUCCAUGACGUGCGGGACGCGGCCGCCGAGUUCCUGGAGAAGCACCUGGUGCCCGCCAACUGCCUGGGCAUGAUGCUGCUGUCGGACGCGCACCAGUGCCGCCGGCUGCACGAGUUCUCCUGGCGCAUGUGCCUGGUGCACUUCGAGGCCGUGCGGCGCAGCGAGCACUUCAACAGCCUGUCCAAGGACACGCUGCUGGACCUCGUGUCCAGCGACGAGCUGGAGACGGAGGACGAGCAGGCGGUCUUCGAGGCCAUCCUGCAGUGGGUCAAGCACGACCUGGCCGGGCGGCGCGCCCACCUGCCCGAGCUGCUGCGCCGUGUGCGCCUGGCCCUGCUGCCGGCCCGCUGCCUGCAGGAGGCCGUGGCCCGCGAGGCCCCGCUGCUGGGGGACGAGCGCACCAGGCUCAUCCUGGACGAGGCCGUCCACUGCAAGGCCCGGAUCCUGCAGAACGACGGCGUGGUCACCAGCCCCUGCGCCCGGCCGCGCAAGGCCGGCCACACGCUGCUCAUCCUGGGCGGCCAGACCUUCAUGUGCGACAAGAUCUACCAGGUGGACCACCAGGCCAAGGAGAUCAUCCCCAAGGCGGACCUGCCCAGCCCGCGCAAGGAGUUCAGCGCCUCGGCCAUCGGCUGCAAGGUCUACGUGACCGGGGGCCGGGGCUCCGAGAACGGUGUCUCCAAGGACGUGUGGGUGUACGACACCGUCCACGAGGAGUGGUCCAAGGCCGCGCCCAUGCAGGUCGCCCGCUUCGGCCACGGCUCCGCGGAGCUGGAGAACUGCCUCUACGUGGUCGGGGGGCACACGUCGCUGGCCGGCGUCUUCCCGGCCUCCCCCUCCGUGUCCCUGAAGCAGGUGGAGAAGUACGACCCCGGGGCCAACAGGUGGACCAUGGUGGCCCCGCUCAGGGACGGCGUCAGCAACGCCGCGGUGGUCAGCGCCAAGCUGAAGCUCUUCGUCUUCGGCGGGACCAGCAUCCACCGGGACAUGGUGUCCAAGGUCCAGUGCUACGACCCCUCGGAGAACCGCUGGGGCAUCAAGGCCGAGUGCCCCCAGCCCUGGCGCUACACCGGCGCGGCCGUGCUGGGCAGCCAGAUCUUCAUCAUGGGGGGCGACACGGAGUUCACGGCCGCCUCGGCCUACCGCUUCGACUGCGAGACCAACCAGUGGACGCGCAUCGGGGACAUGACGGCCAAGCGCAUGUCCUGCCACGCCCUGGCCUCGGGCAACAAGCUCUACGUGGUGGGCGGCUACUUCGGGACCCAGCGCUGUAAGACCCUGGACUGCUAUGACCCCACGGCCGACACGUGGAGCUGCGUGACCACCGUGCCCUACUCGCUUAUCCCCACAGCCUUCGUCAGCACCUGGAAGCACCUGCCCGCCUGAGGGCCAGGGGCGCCCGCCGAGCCGGCCAGACGCGCGUUUCUCCCCUGCCCGCGGCUGCCGUCCUCCCUGCCCGGUGGCCGGCUCCAGGCCGCCCGAGGUUCUGCUGGGCCACGGCAGCGUCCCGAGGGGCCGGAGAGCGCCGUCCUGGAACUGCGGCCUCAGGCUGUGACCUUCAGUGAGAGAGGAGCAGCCCCCCGCGGCCAUCUGCCCACCGAGGACUUUCGGACGGUGCUGGUUUGCAGGGGAGAGGCCCUUCGGAGGGGCGUGGGCUGACGGACGCCCUCCGCCCGGACAGGAGGACACGCGUGCACAGCUUCUGGGUGGCCUGUGCCAGCAAGUCUUGCACGGGGCUGGGGAACCCGCAGGAAGCGCCGUCACACCUUCCUGUGGGCUGGCUGUCACCCAGGGAUGUCCCGGCCCCAGAGAGGCGGGACCCGCGGGACCCAGCAGAAGCCCCUGAGGUGGAGGAUGCUUCCAGGCCAGGGAGCCCUGCAGUGACGCCCGCCGGCCGUGGCCUCACACCCCAAGGCUAGAGGAAGCCCAGGGCCCUGCAGCCAGCCCUCAGCUGCCCUGGGGCUGGGCUCACCCACCCGGAGCACCCACUGUGGAAGAAGGGCUGCCGGUGGGAGAGCCGGGGGCUGAAGCUGCCUCUCUAGGGCCCCCCGCGGCUCAGGCCGCUGACGGGUCUCAGGAGAGGGCCCUGCUCUGCUGAGAGCCCCGCCUGGCCAGAGCUGGGCCUGCAGGCGCUGCGGAGAGGAGCACACAGCACAGCACAACCGGCCUCCAGUGGUGCCCGGCCGGGCUCUGCCGGCGACGCGUUGCUGUCGUCUGUCUCUAGCUUAAUAAAAGACACUGAGAA
Molecule: messenger RNA, 2632 nt
Organism: Condylura cristata (star-nosed mole)
Lineage: Eukaryota; Metazoa; Chordata; Mammalia; Eulipotyphla; Talpidae
Gene: KLHL25
Product: kelch-like family member 25
Exons: 2
Coding region: 4-1773 (589 amino acids)
Molecular function (GO): protein binding
Source: RefSeq, a predicted model, not a curated record